UUCAUAUCAAUUGCUGCCGAGUCAUAGAAGUUCGGGAGAGAAAAGUGCCAUGGAGACUGAGGGGAUACAAUUUUCUGAUUUUUAUAGAAACUCAAGCGAAGAGCUGUUUCUUAAGUCAUUGAUGGAGACUUCAAUUGGGAUGCCUGUACCAACCAUGGAGAUGAUGGGGUUUAAGAAUCUUUCUCAGAAUUUUCGUGCAGAUAGUGAGGAACUUUUCAGAAGUUGGCUCACCAAUGGAGAGGCAAGCAAUUUUUAUAUUAUCAUCUUGAUUUGUUGGUUUUGGAAUUUGACAAAUCAGGGUCACAAUUCUUCCAACAUAGCACAUCGUACUCGACAAGCAUCACGGAGAUUAUCUACUGAGAUGGCCAGUUUGUCUAGUCAUCAGCAGCCUGGAACUUCACUUCAAACGAAAAAGAGCUAUGAUGUCUUACUUUUGCAAAAUAAUUCGACUGGGAGCGAAACCUCAGGGAACUUCAAUCAAGAUUCAGUGAGCCAGACCACCAGUGGUGUAUUUAGUUGGAAGAGUUCUUUGAUUACAAAUUUACUUGGGGUUCAUUUUUCGAUCAGGACUGCUGUUGAAAGGGGGUUUGAGGCUAGUAAUUUAUUUUUAGCCAAGGCAUGGUUUCAUAGUUCACAACCCAUGACAAGAAGUAGAUCUUCUGAAUUAAGGAGGAGAUAUGCUGCUAUGCAAAAUGCUCAAACAUUGCUUGGCAUGGAGGCUGUACUCAAUUCUUAUGGAAACGGUGUCAAGAAAUUGAAAGAAGAAUUAUCAGAUCCAAACGGUUUGAAUGACAUCCCCAUGUGUGAGAUUCCCAACCAACUGGGCAAAUUCAUGUCCCCAUCAAAUUCAUCUUCAUCUACAUUUAAUGCAACCCAAACAGGAAAUGUGGAUAGAGUUUCUUCUGUUGUCAGCAUGCUAAAGGGUACACUAGAACGUAAAAAGCUUGGUAACCAAAUUGAGAAUGAUGCUGUUGAAGGUAGUUCUAUUAUGCCUAAUGGCACCUUCAACCAAGGACAAGGGAAUCGUUUUCAUGAAAUUCCCGGGGCUUUUGCACAAGUAUCCCUUGGUCAAGUAACAAAUACUGGGGUUCUACAAGCUGUUCAGGGGUCUAUGGAUCUUGACUUGGAAGGUUUUGUAAAUCCCACAAACACAAUUCAGAUAAGCACAGUUUCUCGAGAAGCUUCUCAAAGUGAAUCGUCGGCUGCAGCACCGGUGGUUUCAUCUGGUUUUGAUGCAUGUGAUGGCCCCAGCAACUCAAGUCAAACUUUAACCAUAUGUGAAAGCUCAAAGAAACAAGCUGCAAAUGGUAGGAUCUUAGAAAAUGGCUCUAAAUCAAAAGAUUUGAGAGAAAGGAUAAUUGACAAUUUGAAAGAUGAUCGAAAGAAGGGAGGGCCUGUUCCGUACGGAACUGUGACAUCAGCAGGUUCAGGUACUAAGCUUUCACAUUCCGGAUUUGGCUUCUAUUAUUAUUCACUGAUGGACAGGGCAGACCCAACGAAAAAGCGAAGAGUGGAGCGGACACGAAAGAUGGCAGAGGCAAAAGAAAGGAAUUCGACCCCAGCAAUCCCAUCUAACAUGCAAGCAGUCUUAAAGCGUUGUGAAACUCUUGAGAAGGAAGUGCGCUCACUCAAACUUAACUUGUCUUUCAUGAACAGAAAGGACUCGGAACAAACGAAGCAGAUAGAAGAGCUACAAAAGCAGAAUGAGGAGUUGACAGAUGAAAAGGAGCGCCUCUUAGAAGAGAUAGAAAGGAUCAUUUCGGAUCCAGGCAAGAUGUGAAACACUGGACUGUGGCCACCUCAGACAUUGUCUAUAAUCUAUAAUGAACAGAAUGAUAAGCCUACGUGUCAUAAAUUGGUAUGAAAAUACAAUCAUAGCCGCAUAGCCAUCGGUUUCUGCCAUAUCAUGUUUGUAUAGAUUUAGACUCUUGUCCGGUAAACGAGCAAUCGUCGCUGAAUAUGAAGCCUAAAGCUAAAGAAUGAUAGCAAGCCCUAUUUUUGUAGCCUCUAACAUGUGUGCAGUAUGGUUUUGCCUAUUUAACUUGAAACGCCUAAUCUAUUACAAUAAAGCAUCAAAUGUUGCUUUUAAUUGGAUUAAUGAACGAAAAUUCAAGAGUAAUGUUUCUCCUUCCUUUUUAUUCUAUAUUAAUUUUGGAAGCAGGAUUCUAUACA
This is a messenger RNA of Durio zibethinus, 2172 nucleotides long. Lineage: Eukaryota; Viridiplantae; Streptophyta; Magnoliopsida; Malvales; Malvaceae. The record is from RefSeq and is a predicted model, not a curated record.